AUGUCACUAAACCAAGAGCCGAUGAUAGCUCAACUUGAGACAGUAUCUGACUGGAUUACAAAAUUAGAAUACCUUCAAUCACUGAAACUGAAAUCUAGAGAUGAAAAAGGUCGACCUUGGACUUUACACAUGAAAUCCUUCGAAAAUAAUGCAUAUCUCACGGACAUGUAUUUGCUGGGAAGCUUGAGCAGUUCAUCUAUUGUGUCCCAAUUUCCAAUAAGCCUAGUUGAACUUACCCUAUCACAUUCAAAACUACAGGAUGAUCCCAUGAUACUUUUGAAAGAUUUUCCAAAUCUUCAAACACUGUGUUUACUUGCAGAGUCAUACACGCGAACAACUAUGAAACUACAUAGUCAGCAGCCUCAGCAUUUGGUCAAUGACGAUGGUUUCAAUCAGUCUCAGUUGUCUUCCAAUCUAGAAAACCAAGUGAAGAUAGAGCCUGGAAUUGAACACGAUAAAGAAGUGUUCAAUUCUCAUGUUCCUGAACAGUUCCAUAUGUCUGAGAUGCAAAAUCAGUUCCAGCAAAAUUCCUCUGAAGAUUUUUCUAGGAGUGCUCAAUACCUUUCCUUUCCAUCAGGUCAGCACGAUUUAUCGUUAUCAGCACCUCAAAAUUUGCAACAAAUGUUGCAUCCACACCAAUUAGUUGCAGAAUAUCAAAAUAAGUUCAGUUGUCUUACAGUUGGUGCACAAUCCAAUUCUAAACCAGUAGUUCUAAACCAAUGGCCUGACUCACAAGAUGGUAACCACAUGUCUAACAAUAUUUCACACGACCAACAUCUCCAUGUGGAUUUUCAUCAAAGAAUAUCAGGAAAGGAUGAAGAUCAUUACAAUAACUUAUCAUCAUAUGUAUCUAUGAGCCAAGCUGUUGCUCCUAGAGGCGCAGCUGAUCCACCAGACUCAGGAAGUGAUCUAAAAAAUGCGCAUAAAAAUCAACAAAGGUGGCUCUUAUUUCUACUUCAUGCGCGACGAUGUUCUGCUCCUGAAGGACGAUGCCAAGAACGCUGUUGUUCUAGUGCACAGAAUUUAUGCAAGCACAUAGAUGGAUGCACCCUAGGUCGUCAUUGUCCAUAUCCGCGUUGUCAUCUUAAUAGGGUAUUGCUUCGUCAUUCCAUGCACUGCAAGGAUCCGUGUUUCCCUGUUUGUGUUUUCGUAAGAAAUUACCGGUGCACAUUUCAACUUAAAGCUCAGAUUCAGCCAGAAUCUCAAUCAAGUUUGCCAAGUGUGGUAAAUGGAUCGUGUAAAUCUUACAAUAUUACAGCUAUGUCAUCCAGAUUGAUCUCAAAUCCUACAUUAGUUGUGGAAACUUCAGAAGGCUUGCACCCAUCUCUAAAACACAUAAAAAAAACUGAGCUGCACACUAAUACAAACGCUAGCAAUCAACACAAGACUAAGCUUGGUGGGAAAUCUGAAACUUCAAAACGGAAAUUUAUCUAA
Vicia faba (fava bean) is the source of this 1434-nucleotide messenger RNA. Lineage: Eukaryota; Viridiplantae; Streptophyta; Magnoliopsida; Fabales; Fabaceae. The record is from the annotation of a GenBank genome assembly.